AUGGAGGAAGAAGACUUUGGUGAAAUUCCGGAUUUCGAUUCUUUGGCCGCGACUGACGGUACAAUACCGGCGCCCGCACCCCAAGUGCCUCCCGCAAAGCCUCCCGUCCAGUCGAACAGAAUCCAACAGCCAAAGCCACAAGUUAUAGCUAAUCGCAGCGCUCGUUCCGCCAUCCUUGUUUCCGCACGGCAGAAAGGAAAUCCAAUUCUGAAUCAUGUGCGCCUUCUACCUUGGGAAUAUGCCGAUAUCCCUGCGGAUUACGUCCUUGGGGCGACGACUUGUGCGCUUUUCCUCUCGCUAAAAUAUCACCGUCUACACCCUGAAUAUGUCUAUUCCCGGAUAAAGCUAUUAGGUGGAAAAUAUGAUUUACGUAUUUUAUUGAUUAUGGUGGACGUACCAAACCAUGAGGAUAGUUUGAAAGAGCUAUCUAAAGCCUCCGUUGUGAAUAACCUGACUCUCAUUUUAUGCUGGUCUGCAGCGGAAGCUGGCCACUACCUGGAGCUAUUUAAAUCGUCGGAGAAUGCACCACCAACUGCAAUACGAUCUCAACAGCCACAUUCGUACAAAGAUAGCUUGGUGGAAUUUAUUACCACCCCAAAGCGCAUCAAUAAGUCGGAUGCUGCUAGUUUGAUUUCUACAUUUGGAAGCUUGCGAGCAGCGAUCAAUGCCCAGCCAGAACAGAUAAACUCGGUCCCUGGCUGGGGAGAGAAAAAGGUUAGUCAGUGGACAAAUGCCGUGAAGGAAGACUUUAGAACACGAGCGGUGACAACGAAAACGGCUGCUUCCAGAAUAAGUGUUGGCGCGGAAGACGCCAAAACGCAAGCUCGAGCUGGUGCCAAACCAGGGUACAUGAGUGAGCUUUUCAACAAAGCAGUCGAGCAAGAACAGAUCAAUGCCCAUUCAAACACCAGAAAAGAAAUACGCGAGCCAUCACUUGUGAUAGGAUCGGGCGAGAGUGUCGCCUGUACAACUGAUACUAGCAAUCGAUGCACAAAAGAAAUUGAAAAUGGACAAGAGGAAAUUAACGAUGGCAUCAUGGCCGCGCUGGCAAGGUUAAGGAAGGGAAAAUGA
This is a messenger RNA of Coccidioides posadasii C735 delta SOWgp, 1071 nucleotides long. It is a transcript of the gene RAD10, whose product is annotated as ssDNA endonuclease and repair protein rad10. Gene Ontology annotation, biological process: mitotic recombination; UV-damage excision repair. Gene Ontology annotation, molecular function: damaged DNA binding; single-stranded DNA binding. NCBI's taxonomy places the organism in Eukaryota, Fungi, Ascomycota, Eurotiomycetes, Onygenales, Onygenaceae. The record is from RefSeq and is a predicted model, not a curated record. Gene Ontology annotation, cellular component: ERCC4-ERCC1 complex; nucleotide-excision repair factor 1 complex; nucleus.